Cyprinodon tularosa is the source of this 2639-nucleotide messenger RNA. Its product is annotated as stromelysin-3-like. Gene Ontology annotation, cellular component: extracellular matrix. The coding region runs from base 58 to 1512 and encodes 484 amino acids. The transcript is spliced from 8 exons. Gene Ontology annotation, molecular function: zinc ion binding; metalloendopeptidase activity. Gene Ontology annotation, biological process: extracellular matrix organization; collagen catabolic process; proteolysis. NCBI's taxonomy places the organism in Eukaryota, Metazoa, Chordata, Actinopteri, Cyprinodontiformes, Cyprinodontidae. The record is from RefSeq and is a predicted model, not a curated record.
CUCCCUCUCCACUGCUCCUUCAGCUCCAGUCUCUGUUUCGGCUCCCAGAGGAACAACAUGAUGCAGGUCGUCGUGUUCUGCUGCAGCGUUUUAUCUUUGCAACUCUUCCUCUGCUCUCACGGUGUGCCGGUGUUUGAGGGCAGGACUGUCAAACAUCUGCAGGAAAAGCCUCACAGCAACAGCCAUGUCGUCUUAAAGAAGAGAGGCAGACACAGGCAGGAUGCUCUAAACCAAGAGGUCAAUUCAAAGUCUUCUCUGGUGUCCAGAAAUGAGACAGAGUUCUGGAAUCGUCCUCGGUGUGGAGUCCCAGACUAUCCAAAAGUAACACCCCUCGACGCAUCAAACCACAGCAGGAAGAGGAGCAGAAAGCAGCGCGGGAAACGAUUCGCUCUAUUUGGAGGACGCUGGGACAAAUUUGAUCUCACUUACAGGAUUCUUCGUUUUCCAUGGCAGAUGAGUGAAGACAAAGUUCGGGACGUCUUAAAAGAGGCCUUUGAAGUUUGGGGCGCAGUAACUCCUCUGACACUCAGAGAGGUUGUUAAUGAGAGAGCAGACAUCAUCAUUGACUUUAACAGGUACUGGCAUGGUGAUGACUUACCGUUCGACGGUCCUGGAGGAAUACUGGCCCAUGCUUUCUUUCCCCGAACUCUCAAAGAGGGCGAAGUCCACUUCGACUAUGAUGAACUUUGGACUGUCGGGAAUAGUGUUGGGACUGAUCUCCUCCAGGUUGCAGCUCAUGAGUUCGGCCAUGUUCUGGGCCUGCAGCACUCCUUGGAGCCCGAUGCCGUCAUGAGUCCUUUCUACAGUGAUUCCUACCCUUUGAAGCUCAGUGAAGACGAUAAGAGGGGGAUCCAGUAUCUAUAUGGACCUCCUCGGUACACACCGCCAGAUAUAACAGAGACCAAUGAGAUAGAGACUGAACUGCUGGAUGCCUGUAGAACAAGCUUUGAUGCUGUGUCCAUGAUCAGGGGAGAGCUGUUUUUCUUCAAGUCUCGAUACGUUUGGCGUAUCCGUGACGGACGUCUACAGGGUGGCUAUCCAGCCUUGUCUUCACGCCACUGGAGCGGUAUCCCUGACUACAUUGAUGCAGCCUAUGAAGAUAAGUCUGGCAACAUCUGGUUUUUCCAAGGCGACAAAUACUGGGUGUUUGAUGCUGAGAGGAAGAUAUCUGGACCAGUGUCUUUGGUACAGCUGGGUCUUCCUGUGACAGACAUCAAUGCAGCUCUGAGGUGGGAGCAGAACCAAAUGGAGAAGAUUUUCCUCUUCAAGUCUUCCUUCUACUGGCCCUUCAACACUCAGGAGAAUAGGGUGAAUGAUCUCCAUCCUCGCAGCAUGCAUGAGUGGACUGGACUACCCAGUCACAUCGAUGCAGCCUUUCUGGACAAUUAUGGUUAUGCUAACUUCCUGAGUGGACUGUACUAUUGGAAGUUUGAUCCGGUGUCACUGAAGGUGCUGGAAGGCUACCCUCGUAGAAUCGGGAUGGACUUCUUUGGCUGCUCUGAAUCUAGUUAAAUCCAUCAAAUCAUAAAAUUGAAAUCAUCCAUCGGCUUACUGCUAAAAAUCACACUGCUCAAAUUUUCACCACAGAUAAAACAGGACAGAGUCUCUCUUUGUAGCAAACAUCUAUAGUCUUACCGUGAAUUGUUUGGACUGAUCCUUCAUUUUCAGAUCGGUUCUGAUGCAGGUCAGGGAAACUGCAUAACGCCAUGGCAACAAAAUGCCAUUCGCAGUUGGCUGUUUGAGCCCACAUCACAUAUCUUGUUCCUCACCUUGGCCCUAAACGCUGUACAUUGUUAGCCUUUAGCAGGAAGGUUUGUUCUGUGUUUAGUGUCAUAAAAGCAGCGGGACUGGGUCUGAUUAUUCAUGGUGCUAUUUAAGGUCAAACUAGAACCUCAUUCUACUUAAUUCAGCUAAACUGUUCUCUCUACAGCUCUUGUUUAAGUCCUUUUUGGUCCUCAGAGGCUGAUCUUAUUCCAUCAUUCACAAGAUUGUUACGACUCAUUUAUGUUUGUUUUAUAGAUUCUUCUUCAUUCCUGAAGAACAGACAUUUUAUAUAUAUAUAUUUUCCUAUUCAUUUCAAUUUGUUUUCAUAUUUAAGGUGAUUUAUUCUCAAUCAGUGCUGGACGCUGAUGCUUGCUUUGACCAGUAUAACAUGCUGGUCAUAAACCAGUGAUCUGGUGUUAUGGUUCUGUUCUCUGUCAGCAUCUUCUCAUGGCUUUAUGUUUAACUGCGGAUACAGAAAAACAUGAACUGGUCCCAUAAUUUCUAGCAAGCCUGGUUGGUUCGGUCUACAGAACCGGCCCAAAAGAAGCAUGAUUUAUUUUACUGGGGUCCAUUUUUUUAAUGGUGAGCUUUUAAGCCAUGUUAGUCUUUUAGGUGGUGUUGAAUGAUUUGUUCAGCCUCUGGACUAAGAUUUAAGAAUUGUACAAAUUUGGUUCAGCAGCCCAUGACUUAAAAAUAUAUAUACUUUUUUUUUAAAACAGAAAAAUAAAUCCUGAUAUUACAAGAUUAAAGUUGUGAUAUUAAAUCAGUGAAAGUGCACUGAUUUAAUAGCAGUAUAGCAGUAAAAGCAGUCAAUAUUUAAUGCACCUCACUGUGACAGUGGGGUGGAGGUUUGACAGGACCCAAAUGCAGAUACA